Molecule: messenger RNA, 1176 nt
Organism: Mesorhabditis belari
Lineage: Eukaryota; Metazoa; Nematoda; Chromadorea; Rhabditida; Rhabditidae
Source: the annotation of a GenBank genome assembly
AUGAUGUUUGGAUUGUCUCUCAUGCAAUUGUGCCUGUGUUUCCUAUUGGGAUCAACCUUGCUCACGUGUGCUCAAACGGAUGAUGAGGAUGGCCCAGACAGCACAUGUGGUAUUGGACUCGACCCCGGACGCGCAACACUCGCCCAAAAGGAAAGGCAUAGUGACACCGUGGAAGAGAUUGGCAAUCUUCUGAAGAAGAGGAGUCACGUAGAAAUCAUGAGGCGGAUGUUGCUAAAAACAAGUACUGCAAGCCACAUGGCUGAAAUGGAUCAUGGAGCAGCACGUGUCGAUUUGCACUUCAAAACGGCCCUCAAGUUGGCGUUUGGCCUAAUGCACGAUGAAACGGAGAUCAAAGAGGCACUCCAAAUCUACCAAUUUCUUUGCGACAAGAAAAUCACACCAUCAGGCGAUCCAAACAAUGUCGUCUUCGAGUAUACAAGCGGACGCGGCCGACGUCAAUUUUCAUUGGUCGAUUUGGAGGCCAAAUUCGAGAAAUACAGAAGCGCCCAGAGCCCAACCGCCAUUUGGGAUGAACUGUUAAAGCAAUUCUGGCAAUUCCGAGGAAUCUACGACCUGAUCAGGUGGGACAGCUCCUACGAUUGGAUGGAGAUUUCGCCUCAUCGUUAUCGUGAGGAGGUCAGCAUGUACGGUCGCCCCUCCAAAGUGACUCUCAGCCUGGUGAACGCCGGUCUUUCAGAGCCAUUAAUUGACCACUUUGCUAGCGAAACCGGAAUUUGGCCUACACAUGCAGUUCAAAUUGGCGACGGUACCGGCGAAUUCGAGCUUCUAGACGAACAGGAACAGGAGGAUGAGGUCUUCAGCGGCGACGUGAAUCGCCUGAACCCAGCAAAGAUUAAUGAUGGAGAUCACGAAGAGAUUGGAGAUCCGGAGCUCGAUCAAAGUUUUGAGAAAGCUGUCUCGAACCACUCUGUCAAUACGGCAAUUCUCAACGAUGCGGCCAAGGCUACUUUGCGAGACGAGUCCCUGGAUGUGACGCAAUCAUCUGUAGCUGAGAACGAGCUGAAUGCUUGUAAAACGAAGCCGAGAGCUGGUCAAGAUGUGGAUACGAUUACUGCUUCUAAGGAAGAAAUCGAUGAUUUAACAAAAUUAAUGGCCGAAGCAUCUUUUGGAACUCCAAGCAUGACUUCAAAUGAGGGCACGGAGCACAUGCACCUU